AGCAGGGCAGCCUAGGAAUCAGUGAGGGCAGAGCUGGUGUUCAGAUGGAGAGUGUCAGGAAUCAAGCAUUGUGCAAAGUUCAAAUCCUAAAGGAUAACACAGAAAUGGAUUUCCAGGCUCAUCUGGGGGCAGAAAAUAUAUUCCAUGCUGCUCUGGAAAUUGGAGAUCUGAACAUUAUCCAAAUACUAGGAGCCAGGCAUGAAAACUGCGCGUUGGAGGUCAAGGGAGGAGAACUGGGGUAUCAGGCACAGCCCCCGGCAAGGUUUGGCCUUGCAGGUCUGUGGACCCUAGAAUAUACACAAGAGCUCACCACUCCACUUUGCAUCACCAGUGCCCAUGGCUACAGUGAAUGUGUUCGCUACCUCCUUCAUCGCCGCGCUGACCCCAAUGCUGCUCCUGGAGGGAGGUCACCCCUACAUGAAGCUUGUGCUGGGGGACAUGCAGACUGUGUCCAAUUACUGUUAGACUAUGGAGCCAACCCCAAUCAGCUGAGUGAUGAUGGACUAAGCCCGCUACACUACUGUGACACCCUUGGUUCCUUAAGGUGUGCUGAGUUGCUGUUAAGCCAUGGUGCAAAUGUGAACCAGGGCACAGAAGAAAUACUUGACUCUCCAAUUCACUUGGCUUCUCAGCUUGGCCUUCUUGCCCAUGUUCAGCUUUACUUGCGCCAGGGAGCCGCCAUUAAUUCAAAGAACCAUGAUGGAGUUACCCCUCUCAGUGCUGCAUGUGGGGGAAAAGAAGGCAAUGAAAACAACCGCCUGGAGCUGUGCCGUAUCCUCCUACAGGCUGGGAGUGACCCUGAGAUCCCAGACCAGCAAGAUAUAAGACCUUUGCACCAUGCAUGCAGGAGGGCUGAUAGCCAACUAGUAGAACUUCUCCUUGCUGCCGGGGUGGAUGUGAACGCUGCAGACUAUAAUGGAGUUCUGCCUCUCAGCUGUGUCCUGCAAAAUGCUGAGCUUCAUCAAGAAAAGAGACCCCAGAUCAUUGUACGAGAUCUGCUCAACCAUGGAGCACGCUGUGUCUGUCCAGAGGCCUUCGGCAAGGUGCUGCGCUUUUGUUCCGGCCUCCCAGAUAUCAUUGCAGUGCUGUACAAUACAUAUGUCAACCUGCACAUCUGCAGCCGAUGGAAACUGGAGAUUCCACAAGAGGUUUUCCAGGCUCAUGAAUCCUUUUACACCACAUUCUUCAGUCUCUCUGGCUCUGUCCGUUCCCUGCAGCACUUGUGCCGCUAUAGUCUCCGUAGACAUUUGGGCGACCAAUGUCAUUGUCUCAUCCCCUUGUUACCAAUCCCAAAAUCCUUACAAGAUUACCUGCUCCUGGUGACUGAUGGGAGUAUAGUGUAAGGCCCCCACCUCCCCGACUCUGCUUCAGGCUUUUUCUAUUUAUUAGACACCUGAAUUGCUUUGUUCACCCCAGAGAGCUACGGUUUGUGUAGAGAGAAUUCAACAAGCUCCAAAUGUACAGUUUUCUGUAUUUUUUUCUAAUACAGAACAUUAAGAAAUAAUCUUUUUAUAAUGUGUUACUUUUUUUAAUGAAUUUCUGUUAGAAAAGCCCAAUUUUGUACAAUUCUACCACUAGGGUGACAUUGGUGGAGAAGUUUAAAUACAUGCGGUGGUGCACGGUAUUUGGGAAGGUACAAUUACAGCUAAACAUGUUCCUUCCUCUGCUAUAACUGCCCUAUAACAGGACAAGAAAACACUUUGUUAUUAAUGGACACAAAUUAACUGCUUUUAUUAUGUUCUUCAAUUUUGUGUUUUCAUUAUGUUUCUACUUUGCUGUAUGCAGUUCAUGGAGUUCAUAUGUAUAUAUGGUGCUUAAAGGAGGCAAAUACUAAAAAAAGGCAUUUAAAUCCAUUUUUCCCAUAAUUGUUUCCCUUGACAGCUUAUUGAUUAAUGGAGGGUUCCUGAGCUGGAGGACAGAGGGUACAUUUGCCACUGAGUCUCCCCUUAUUGCAUAGAUCAUCAUGAUGGACCUGUGUCUCUUUUUCACUGUCGCCAACAAUGAAACUAUGUUAUGUAGUAUUUAGGAACCCUGUAGUUUUAGUGUAUUAGGCACAUCUGGGAUCAAUCCCCCAUCAGAUAAACUGUUACAGUGAUGGGAUCAGACUGAGGAGCCCACCAGGGACCUGCUGCCUAUGAUUGUGCCUUGUUGCUGGGACUCGUGGAUCAUGCCUGUGCUUGUAAAUAAACUUUGCAUUUUGAUUGA
Xenopus laevis (African clawed frog) is the source of this 2205-nucleotide messenger RNA. RefSeq names its product ankyrin repeat and SOCS box containing 18 L homeolog (gene asb18.L). Lineage: Eukaryota; Metazoa; Chordata; Amphibia; Anura; Pipidae. The coding region runs from base 45 to 1343 and encodes 432 amino acids. The transcript is spliced from 5 exons. The record is from RefSeq and is a predicted model, not a curated record. Gene Ontology annotation, cellular component: cytoplasm. Gene Ontology annotation, biological process: intracellular signal transduction; protein ubiquitination.